AUGGAAGAAAUAGCUAAGGGCGUCACAGGGAAGGUCUUGGAGCAGCUUGGAUCCCUUAUUUACGAGGAGCUCAGCUCAGCAUGGGGCGUACGAAGCGAUAUGACAAAGCUUAAGGGCACCGUGUCAGCCAUUGAAGCCGUACUCUUAGAUGCUGAGGAGAAGCAAGCAAGUGACCAUAGGCUGAGCCAUUGGCUAAAACAGCUCAAAGAUGUUCUUAAGGAAGCAGAGAAUGUGCUGGAUGAAUUUCAAUACCGAGUUCUGCAAAAGGAAGUAAUGAAGAGAUGCAGGAGCACUAGCAAAAAGGUGCGUUAUUUCUUUUCUGGUUCAAAUCCACUUGUAUUCCGUUUUGAAAUGGCGCACAAAAUUAAGCGUAUUAGGGAGAAGGUAGAUGAUAUUUCAGCUCUUAAGAAUAAAUUCAAUCUUGAUGCACGACUUGAAGAUAGGAAGACAACAAUGCACAGGAGGGACAUGACCCACUCCUUUAUUCCUUCUCAGAAUGUCAUUGGUAGGGAUGAUGACAAAAAACAGAUUAUAAAUCUUUUGAUGCAGCAAGAUGCUGACAGAAAUGUCAAUGUAAUUCCUAUAGUUGGGAUUGGAGGUUUGGGGAAGACCACACUUGCCAAGUUGGUUUAUAACGAUGAAGGGGUAGUUAGUCAUUUUCAAUUGAGAAUGUGGGUAUGUGUGUCUGAGGAUUUUAAUGUUACAUGGUUGAUAAAAGAAAUCCUUAAAUCUGCACAUGUUACAAUUGAUGAGAAUUUGAGUCUAGAUCAGUUGCAAAUUCAGUUAAGAGAAGUUUUAAAAGAUAAGAAAUAUCUACUUGUCUUGGAUGAUGUUUGGAAUGAAGAUCAUAAAAAAUGGAUUGAAUUGGAAAAUUUGUUGCUUGGUGGUUGUAAAGGAAGUAAAAUCUUAGUGACAACACGGAAUAGCUCUGUUGCUACUAUUAUGUGCACUACUACCACAUACAAUCUAGAAGGUCUACCCGAAGAGGACUGUAUGUCUUUGUUUGUGAAAUUGGCAUUUAAGGUAGGACAAGAAAAUCAAUAUCCAAACCUCUUAAAUAUUGGAAGAAAAAUUGUCAAAAAAUGUAAAGGGGUUCCGUUGGCGGUGAGUACUUUAGCUAGUCUACUUUAUUCAAAAUUAGAUGAACAUGAGUGGAUGUCUAUUAGAGAUAAUGAGAUAUGGAAUUUAGAACAAAAGGAAGGUGACAUCUUACCCGCAUUGAAGCUCAGUUACAAUCAAUUGUCAUUUCACUUGAAGCAGUGCUUUGCCUUUUGUUCUCUUUUUCCAAAGGAUUAUGACUUCAAUAAUGUUCAAUUGAUUCAAUUUUGGAUGGCACAUGGAAUUCUUCAAUCCCCUGCUGAUGAAAGUCAAGAGUUGGAAGAUGUUGGUGACUUGUAUAUCAAAGAGAUGUUGUCGAGAUCUUUCUUUCAAGAUUUUGAUCAAAGGGAAUUUCUGCCCAUUUAUACCUUUAAAAUGCAUGAUCUGGUCCAUGAUCUUGCAAUCUCAAUUGCCAAAAGUGAGUGUUCGAUAGUGACCAAGAAGUCUACCCUUGCUGCAGAAGUUUGUCAUCUGUCAAUUUUGGAGAGUGGGCAAGAAGUUACAACACAAUUAGAGAGGUUGAGCAAAGUUCAGACUAUUAUUUUCAAAACAGAGCAACCCAUGUCCAUACUUAAAGCAAGUAUCUCAAGAUUUAAGUACUUGCGGGUGCUUGAUUUGAGCAAUUCAUCCUUUGAGGUGUUGCCAAAUUCUAUCGGAAGUUUGAAACAUUUGAGAUAUCUCGACCUAAAAGAAAAUGAAAGAAUCAAGCAACUUCCAGAUUCCAUUUGCAAGCUACACAGUUUGCAAACUUUACUGCUUGGUGAUUGCAGCAAACUUGAACGGUUGCCCAAAGGUAUAAGGGACAUAAUCAGCCUCAGGUUUUUGGUUGUUACAACAAAGCAUACCUGCUUGUCGGAGAAGGCAGUAGGUUGCUUGGAUUCUCUUCGAUUUUUGUUGAUAGUUGAUUGUGAGAAUCUAAAAUGUCUGUUUGAAGGGAUGGAGGGGCGCCUCACCUAUCUUCGAACAUUGUUUGUUGAUGAUUGUCCAAGUUUGACUUCUUUAUCACUAAGUAUCAAACACCUAACUGCCCUAGAGAUCCUGGGAAUUAAGAAUUGUGAAGAGCUUAGUUUGAUGGAGAUGAAGGGAGAAGACAAUCAAGAUCUCAAGUUGAGCCUCCAGAAAUUGAUGAUUAAAGGUUUACCUAAGUUGGAGGUUUUGCCCCAAUGGCUCCAAGGAUCUGCAAACACUUUACAGUUGCUAUGGAUUAGAGAAUGUGAAAAUUUGAAGGCUUUGCCGGAGUGGCUGCCACGUCUGAAAUCACUUCACACACUUUGGAUUGUUGAUUGCCCUAAGUUGUCAUCUCUCCCUGAGGGGAUGGAAGCUCUCACUACACUAAGACAAUUGGAGAUCACAGAAUGUCCUGAUUUGAGCAGAAAAUGCAGAGAAGAAGAUUCGCACAAGAUUGCUCAUGUACCACUGAUUUAUCUCGAAGGGACCAGGUUCACAAUAGAAAAGAAGAUGGCGUCAGCGAGUACUUCCUAGAAGAAGAGAGAUGAGGAGUUCGACAUAAGUGACAUCCAAUAGAAUUUGAACAUUGCUCAAUUCAAAGUCACAAGUUCCUUCCAUAAUUCAUAAAUAUUUCUUG
Quercus lobata is the source of this 2683-nucleotide messenger RNA. Its product is annotated as putative disease resistance protein RGA4. Gene Ontology annotation, molecular function: ADP binding. The record is from RefSeq and is a predicted model, not a curated record. NCBI's taxonomy places the organism in Eukaryota, Viridiplantae, Streptophyta, Magnoliopsida, Fagales, Fagaceae. Bases 1 to 2580 code for a protein of 859 amino acids. The transcript has 2 exons.